GCUGGCUGCUCCGCUGCUGCUAACUCCUGGCACAGCCAUGGUGGCUGCCAGAAGAGAGGCAUUUUUCCUCUAAUUCUUUCCUGUUUGGUCCCUCUCUCCGUGUCACAAUCUUACAGGAACCCCAGGAGAUUAUGCAGGGCUGGAAUUUUCCACCAAGGCUGUAAAAUGCGGCGUGCUCGGGGGCUGCCCUCUCUUCCCUAGGUCAGUGAAACACCUGGUCCAUGCUCUGCCUGGCUCUCACAGGAUGUUCCCCUGUCAUCCCUUGCUGUCCCUGGAUGAGUUUGCCACCUCUUCCAGCUGUGGUUUGCGUGCUGAGGAUUUCCCCUCUGCCACUGGCUCUCUGAGACUCUUUCCAUGUGUUUGCUUUCUUUUCCUCUUGCUUCUCCAGCAGUGCUCGGGGGUCGUCAGUGCCCUUUCCUGUGUGACAUCCUGGGAAACACUGGUCCUUGUCUUGCCCUCAAACUUCACCAAGCCAGAGAACUCCUUCCCUCUGUCUUUCCAGGGUCCUCAGUCCCUUUUCUGCUCCCAAGCCAUCCUUCCCAAUUGUGACCAUCCUUCCCUUCCACCACCUCCUCAAUGCCUCUGGUCAGGUCUUUAGGACAUUCCCCUUCCAUGAGGCUCUGAAUCAAAAUCUUUUCUUACUGAAGUGGUCUUCCGUCGUUUAGGCAGCUGUGGGACAGUGUGGAGAGCGAGCACAGGUCUGCUCCCUGCAGGUAAGAGCAGCUGGAGACCCAGGCUCCUGUAAUAACCAACUUUCUCUUGUGCUUUGUCUUUGACACUUACGUAACAUCAGCAGUUGGGAUCGAUUUGUUCCAGCUGUAGUUUUCUUCUUCCUGUGGUUGAUCCUAGACAAGGGGAGGGGGUUGUUUCACUGCUCCUUUGGAGCAGGUGCUGCCUGGCAUCUGCCUGAUGGGGGAUUUCUGGUGCAGUCCUAGGAAUUGCUGCCAGUGGCAGGGAGAUCAUAGCUUAAAACGUGGGAUUCAGUGCUCUGUGAAGGGGGAUGAGAGCAGAGGGUCCCUCUCUGAAGGGAAUGUGGUCCAGUCCCAGGGAUGGAAUUGGUGAACAGGCAGGCUGAGACAGAUCUUGAGGGUCUCAGUGCCUGAACCCUCAUCCCCACACAGCAGGGAGACAAAAAUGCUUCAGGUGAGACAUUUGCUGGAGCUGUUGGGAGCAGUUUGGGUGCUCCUGGGGACAUGGAGAAACAACCCCCAGUGUCCUGCUGUUUGUGGAGGGAUGUGCUGGCAUCUGGGGGCCUCUGCUGCCCUCCUCUGAGAGCAGCUCCGCUGGCAGCUCGAGUGCUCCACAGCUGCCCUUGGGACAGCAGGAAAUAUGUGUGGAAUUUAAUAUUAAAGUAAAUAACUGAGGGGCUACUAGCGUGGCAGUGCUGCUUUGGAUCCCUUUCCACAUCCCCUGUGGCCUCAGACCCAGAGGAAGAGGAUGGUCUGAAAGUCUGCCUUGCUCAGCAGAGCAGGAAGCAAAGAGGUGCUGACAUCCAUCCUCAGCCUCAGAGCCCUGCAAUAAUCCUCUUUUUCUCCCUGUUAAAGAUGCAGAGAUUGAAUUGCUGUGCUGGAGUUGAAUCCCUGUUUUGAGAAUGCCAAAGGGCCGCUCUCCAUGCUGAGUUAGCAGCAGCUGGCUGGGAAAGGCACAGUGCCCUCCUUGCUCUCUCCCAGAGAAUAGAAUUGUGGUGGGGAUUAGGUGCCAAAGGGAGGAUCGACCAUGUUGGUGCUGGAAAUCAGAGACCCCAAAGGAGCCUUGCUGCAGCCCUUGCAGCCAGCUGAGAAAACAUGUGGCACAGCCGAGGAGCCAGCCAGGAGGGGGUGGAUGGAGCCUGGAGUUCCAGGCCAUUUGUUUUCAUUCUCCUUUCCAUGGCAAUAACAUCCGGUUUGAGUUUGCUGGGUAAGGGGUGUCAGCAGGUCAGAUCCUGCUUUCCAAGAUCCAAAAUAAUCCCUGUUCUUCCUUCCCUUCCCAGCCUGUGUCUAGCUUCCUCUUUUCUUUCUUUUCCUCUUUUCUUUCUUUUCCUCUUUUCUUUCUUUUCCGGGAAGAAGAGGGGGAGCACAUGCCACUCUCUGCCUUGUGACAAGUUGCUUUUUCAAGUGGCUGGGAUUCAGCAUGUCCAGCACAUCCCUCUCAAAGCUUCCUGUCAGCACUAUCAGUUCCCAUCCUUCCUGCCUUUGUUGGCUCCUGGUGGAAGCACUUCUACCUUUCUAAUCUGAGGACCCUCUGUUGCUGCUCGCCAAGCCUUGGGAGUUAAUAAUUACAAAGACUAAUCACUUCUGGUGCUGCCUUGCAGAGCUGAAGAUCUUUCCCCUCCUCCCAAAAGCUCCCUGAAGAUAGCAAAGGUUGCAGCCAGUGACACAAACAUCCCAGACACUCCGUUCCCAGACUUCAGAGCAUGGGCUUGGCCCACGCUGUCCCCGUGCAUCCCGGCCAUGAGGCAGGGCAGGGCUGGAGGUGACACGGACACCCAGGAGAUGCUGGGACAGAGAAUUGCUCCCUGUGUGAUAUCCAAAGCAAAAUCCUGCACUGGACACAAGGAUCGCCAUGUCUGAUUCUCCCGCCUCUGGCGUUGGGUCUGUCCCCGAGGCAGAGGAUGGACAAGCUGAGAGCAAGGCAGGAGCUGCCCCUGUGUGCAAAGGCUCCAAGGGGAUACAGCCGCCUGGAGAAGAGCCCAGGGCAAUGGCAAGCCAGGUCAGUUUUGAGGAAGAGAGCCAGAAUCCACCCGCUGUGGGACACUGGAAGCCCCUGAUGCCAUCCAAAGGUGACAAGGAAGAGCCAGAGGGUGGAUGCCAGGAUGCUGGAGGUGUGGAUGAGCCCCAGUCCACAGAGCAGCUCAAUGUGUCCCGGCUGCGCAGCUCCUCGGUGGAGAUCCGGGAAAAGGGCUCUGAGUUCCUGAGAGAUGAGCUGCACAAAGCACAGAAGGAGCUGAAGCUCAAGGACAAAGAAUGUGAGAGAUUGUCAAAAGUCAGGGAACAACUGGAGCAGGAACUGGAGGAGUUAACAGCCAGCCUAUUUGAGGAAGCCCACAAGAUGGUGAGAGAAGCCAACACCAAACAGGCUGCAGCAGAGAAACAGCUCAGGGAGGCCCGGGGCAAGAUUGACAUGCUGCAGGCAGAGGUGACAGCCCUGAAGACGCUGGUGAUCACAUCCACGCCGUCCUCCCCGAACAGGGAGCUGCACCCUCAGCUGCAGAGCCCUUCCAAAGCUGGCUUCAGGAAGGGCCACGGGCGCAACAAAAGCACCAGCAGUGCCAUGGUGUCAGCUGCCAGCCAGAACGUGGCUCCAGAGCCCGUCAGCCGGGAAUGCAAAGAGUCUGGUUUCCCUGCUCUCCUCUCCCUGCUCCUUUGCAUCCUCCCUGGGAAGGCUAUCCACAUCACCUAUGAGCCAGGCUGGCAGGCCUUGGGAGCAGAUGCUUCCUCCUCCUCUUCCUCCUCCUCACGGCAGGUGGACUCCAUUUUAUUUGCCGAGUUCCAGACCUGGAAGGAAUCUCCAACUUUGGACAAAUCCUGCUCCUUCCUGGACAGAAUUUACCGAGAAGAUGUAGGACCUUGUCUGGACUUCACCAAGCAGGAGCUGUCGGAGCUGGUGCGAGUGGCUGUGGAGCAGAACACCCUCACCAUCGAGCCAGUGGCUUCCCAGACUGUCCCCAUGGGGAAGGUGGCAGCAGAAGAGUGUGGUGGCCCCAAUGGCUUCCGGUCACAAAUCGUAACGAAGUGUGCUCUGAGCGGCCUCCCCAGGACCUGCAAGCACCGGAUCAUGCUGGGGGAUUCUGGGAAUUACUACUACAUUUCCCCUUCCUGCAGGGCCAGGAUCACAGCAGUGUGCAACUUCUUCACCUACAUCCGCUAUAUCCAGCAAGGCCUGGUGAGGCAGGAUGUGGAGCUGAUGUACUGGGAGGUCAUGCGGCUCCGGAGGGAGAUGUCUCUGGCCAAACUUGGAUUUUAUCCCAGCGAGAUGACCUGGACAGAGGUGACUCGUCCCUUGCUGUUGGUGACCUUUCCCUUUGUCAGGCCACCAGUGCCAGCUGGCAAAACCAGGAGGAAGGAGGGAAGCGCUAAUCCAACUUUCCAUCAAACUGAAGGCAGUGAUAAAUAAUGUCUUGAUGCUUCAGAGGAGCUGGAGCAGUCCCUGAUGGUCCCAAGGUGCUUUUGGGUAAGGGAAGUUUUGCAACCACCCCAAAAUCUUGACAGCUCUGGCAGACAUUAGUCCUUAACAGGAUAGGGAACCUGGGUUCCAAAUCUUACUCAUUUCACACUGGAAUUAUGUGUGUGUGGAGAAGCCCUUGUGGGCUGUGUUUGAGUGGUGCCUGAUCCAUCUGGGUUUGGAAAACCCAAAAAACCCACUUUGCUGUUGUCAGCAGGGGUGUCACUACUUUUUCUUCUUGGUGCUGUUUUUAAAAGUCUGGCUUUACACAUUCAAGAUACACAAAUGACUUAAACCCUCUCUCCUACUGCAGCACAUGGCACUCAUCCCUGUCCCAGCACCACCACACCCAGGAGAGUCUCUUUACUAAGUAUCUCAGUAGAGACUUUAAGAACUGUCCCUCUCUGUUUAAAGGAGGUUACCAAGACAGUGAAGAAAGGAAAUGGCUUUUUAAUCUCUGUCCUCUGUUUUGUGUGUAAUUCUUUUGUGCAUCAAGGAGCAGAGCAGGCUCGACAUCUCUUUGCUUUUCGUUCUUUAUUUUAUUUUAUGCAGACAGAAAUGUUCCCAGGGAAUGGUUUGGGUUGGAAGGGAUCUCUGAAGAUCAUCCUGACUUGCCCAGGAGCUCCUCCUGUACCAUUCAAGCCCAGACAUUCUGUUACUGUGGAGCUGUUGAUUUUCUGCAGGGACGUGGAAGGAGUCAUGGUGCUGGAAUGCUGCAGCUUCACCAUUCCUUGCCCUUUAGUGCUGUUGGAUUCCAUUUCACUCGCAUACCUUCACCAAAUCAGGUGU
Molecule: messenger RNA, 4929 nt
Organism: Corvus hawaiiensis (hawaiian crow)
Lineage: Eukaryota; Metazoa; Chordata; Aves; Passeriformes; Corvidae
Gene: RAB3IL1
Product: RAB3A interacting protein like 1
Exons: 14
Coding region: 2542-4092 (516 amino acids)
Biological process (GO): exocytosis
Cellular component (GO): Golgi to plasma membrane transport vesicle
Molecular function (GO): guanyl-nucleotide exchange factor activity
Source: RefSeq, a predicted model, not a curated record